CUCACAAUGCCCUCGCUCGCACAGAAUUUACCUGUGAUCAUCGCGGAACGUGUAUUGCAUUUCCUGAUACUCGGGGAUACCACUGAAGAAGCGUGGCGAACUCACAGCAAUGCUACCUUUAGGUGCCUCCGACCCGUAUCGCAGCUGUGCCGUUCGUGGCGUGCUGCAUCGGUGGACCGUUUGUUCGAGCAUGUAUGUAAACUGCCUGCAGGAGAAAAUUCUAAUCCUCGGCACGCAAAUAACAUUCACGGGUUCCUCGAGGCGAUUCAGCGCCUGUUUCCUGCGGCAGUAUAUACCACUGUCUUUCACGGGUGGCCAGAAGCGAGUGAAAGCUGGCCGCUGCUCGCAGUCGAGCUACUGAGAGGUCUUUUUCUGCGGAAUACGAGGGUGUCAUGUAGUGAAAUAUGGCUGACGACUGUCCCUGGACUCAUUUCAGACGAUGCCUGCCUGCAGGGCAUUGAUGCGACUAUCAUGUCUCCUUCACCCCACUUCAUCGAAAUCGUUCGUCGCAGUGCCCCUGCCUUGCAGCACUUGCGCCUAAAGCUUGGCCAGUCUUUUAUUUUCAAGAGGGUUGUGGCUGGUGAUGAUGGAGCAGGGCCUGUGUUUUCGCAAUUGCGCAGACUUGAACUGUUCUCGUCCACAGACAGGUCAGCACUUGCAAAUGGCAGACUCGUUUCGCCGGAUGGCACGCCAUUUCCUGCGCUGGAAACCCUUUCUUGCCACAUGUCAUAUCCAUUCGGCAACGAUGUUCUUCUUCGCGGAAAUGGGCAGUCUCUCCGUGUCCUUGAUAUCUACAUCUCGAACGAGCUUCUCGAUGUGUUUGAACGGUGCAGUGUAUUUGCAAGCCAGAGGUUCACUGCACUUGCUUGCCUGAAGCUAGGGAAUCUCCAGGGAGAGCAUGGUGUGAUUGAUAAAGCGCGCGUGGUGCGCAUCUGCAAUCUAUUCCAGCAGAAAACAGUUGUUGAGGUCUUGGGCCGUGUUGACUUUCUAUACGACACAUUGCAGCCAUAUCUCGGCGACAUGGCUCGGACGAUCCGUGUGCUGGAUAUCCCGCAGCUGGAAUGUACCUUUGAGCAGAUUGUCGUGUUAAUCAGCUCGCUUCCUUUCCUUCAGAUGCUGUCGGCCACCUGUCUUAAAAGCGAUGCCCUUGCAAGCGAGAUAGAUUCUGUGCAUGCCACUUGCACUGGCAUGUGUGCAGUCAAGAAAUCAGUCGGUCGUGUCACCAACAGAUUUGACAACCCAGCUCAGCUGCAUUUUGACACCCAUUUGGAUAUCGCCUGCCAAACAGUGGGCUUCGCUGGCUCAGUGUACGCAUCUGGUCCUCCGAUCUCACAGAGACUAAUCGACCUGGAUAUUCGCAUUGAGCGGGCCAACAAACGCAUGCAGGCAAUUCGUCUUUGUAUCAUCCUCGCUAUACUAUGCCCCUCCGUUCGAAGCUUUACCUACUACUCAAGGACAUCCGAGCUUACAGUUGACCGCUCUCGCUUUACAUCCAACAAGGAGUUUCAGAAGCUGACGGCGCGUGUGAGAUCCAGCAUCGACAAUUGCCUUGAUAUGCAUUAGGAAUCGCUUUGUUCAAGUGGUGGUUUUGUUUGAGAUGUGUGAAU
Molecule: messenger RNA, 1607 nt
Organism: Linderina pennispora
Lineage: Eukaryota; Fungi; Kickxellomycota; Kickxellomycetes; Kickxellales; Kickxellaceae
Exons: 2
Coding region: 7-1563 (518 amino acids)
Source: RefSeq, a predicted model, not a curated record